This is a messenger RNA of Dissoconium aciculare CBS 342.82, 867 nucleotides long. RefSeq lists its product as uncharacterized. The coding region runs from base 275 to 553 and encodes 92 amino acids. The transcript has a single exon. NCBI's taxonomy places the organism in Eukaryota, Fungi, Ascomycota, Dothideomycetes, Mycosphaerellales, Dissoconiaceae. The record is from RefSeq and is a predicted model, not a curated record.
GAAAACGAUGCCCUGAAGAAGGGAUUCUGCUUCCCAGACCACGAGCACACAGAAUACGCAUGAACUCCGGAGUCUCACACAAUCUUCUUUAGCACUCGUAAGUCCUUCCUCAGGCCGCACGACUCACCGCUGCAGGCGCCUGUGCCGAAGAGUCCGAUUCCUGGAUAGCGCUGUUGGACGAGCGGUAACACUGUCUGCACAGCUUCGGUGUAGGCGAUAUCCCCUGUUAGCAGCAUUCCGGGCAGGGCCGACGAAGUGAACCGCCGACUGGAGAAUGUCGGUGGAGACAGAAGCGACAGUAUCAGCUAUUCACGAGAACCGAACUCGCAGACCGUGUCCGAUGAAGAGAGUAACGACGAAGAAAUUGUCUGGCGUGUUUCAGGAGGAGACCGAUUCUGAUUGGGUAGCAGGUCUAAAGAGAUCUCCGCACACCGCGAUCACGGCGGCACCGGAAGCAGGAUGCGUCCCUGCUCUGAGUCUUAAACGCUCCUCUUCAACUCCUGUCCGAGAGAUUAGUCCUGAAAUCCACUGCUCAGAGAAAGGGCAUGAUUAACGAUCUCUAAGCCGCGCCAGAUCUGUCUCUAGUAGAGACGAGGAUGAUGAGAUGCCCCGCAGAAAACGGAGACACCACUCGUCACAGACUGGAAGCACAAAUAGCACAGCAGGCUCCAUGAUCCCCGGGAAUGCUAUCCAGGAGUCGUCGUCAUAUGGCCUCGCACGUUCAAUGAAGGGUCAGGAUGACCAGAAAAAUAAUAUGAGCGAGACCGAUCGCUCUCUACCGCUAAACAGUUCAUGUACUUAAGCAAAACUCCGAUUCUAUCUUGCUACAUAAUAGAUGUGUGAAUAAUACACAGAAUUCAAUCAAGC